AGAAGGGAGAAGCACAUGGUUUUGCUUCUAACCUGCAAUUCCUCAUCUAGUGGUUUCAAAUUAUUGGCAUUGGUGAGAAGUAACCAAGUAUGAGCUAAUAUCAUUACUAAUAGGCCCCGGUUGUCGAUCAAAUUAAAGAAAAGAAGAAACUUAGCUUCAUCCACAAAUUUAAGGCCCCAAAUCAACAUGGCCAACAGGCAUCAGCACAUGGCUUUGCCUUUGGUUGUUAGUAGCAAAACUUCAGCUCCAACUACAAAGCCUGUCUACAACCUCUUGUAUAAAUAACCCCCUUUUCUAUGGACAUUUUUCAUCAUCAAUUAAAAGCAUUAUCUAUUCAGCCAUCAAAAGGUUCUAAAUUUCUUGUUUACUUUCUUGCUUCCUAACUUUCAAGAAAAAGAAAAAUGGAAAGAAAGACAAUGGUCAGUACUAAGAAGCUCAUCAAAAUGGCAAGGAAAUGGCAAAAGUUCGUGGUCAAGCAGAGGAAGAGGAUUUCACUUCCAGGAAAUGGUAGUGAUGCAGACAGUUGUAGUACAUCUUCAUCCUCUAUUGCCGGAAAAGGCCAUUUUGUAGUCUAUACAAUUGAUCAAAGGCGCUUCGUUAUUCCUUUGGCUUAUCUUGAAAACGAGGUCAUUAUGCAACUGUUAAACAUAUCCGAAGAAGAGUUUGGACUACCAAGUGGUGGCCCUAUUACAUUACCCUGUGAUUCGGCGUUCAUGGACUACAUCAUUUCACUAAUCAAGAAAGGUGUAGCCGCUGGAGAUCUUCACAAAGCAUUGCUCCUCUCAAUUCCAACAUGUUGCUGUUCAACUUCUUCUAUUCACCAAGAAAGUGGAAAUCAACAUAUUCUUGUUUAUUGAGUCAUGAGAGACUCUUUUUGUAAAUGACAGCUCAAAAUAGAUUGUAUAGCAGUAAACAAUAGGCAACUGAGAGCUUGUACUAUUACAGAUGGAAUAGAUUGAAAUUAACCAGAUCUAUAACUCCUUUGCAAUUUGACAAUUGAGAAGCUUUAACAUUC
Nicotiana tabacum (common tobacco) is the source of this 1015-nucleotide messenger RNA. The record is from RefSeq and is a predicted model, not a curated record. Lineage: Eukaryota; Viridiplantae; Streptophyta; Magnoliopsida; Solanales; Solanaceae.